Molecule: messenger RNA, 1110 nt
Organism: Strongylus vulgaris
Lineage: Eukaryota; Metazoa; Nematoda; Chromadorea; Rhabditida; Strongylidae
Source: the annotation of a GenBank genome assembly
AUGAAUACACUUCGACGGUUAGCCAACACUACAGAUCCUUUACAAGAGUUUUACAAAGGUGCUAUGGCUCAAGAAAUGGCUUCGGAGUUCCAGCGUUACGGGGGUAUUUUGACAAAAGAGGAUUUUGCCUCCUAUCAGUCAUUGGUAGUUCCUUCAUCCGAUGUCAUCUACACCAAUCUUAGGAACGGCCGAGUAAUCUGUGGUCCUCCACCUCCUUCUGCUUCUGCAGUAACACAGGCCAUCUUGAGUGUUAUGGAUGGCUACAAAUACAACAUGAAGAAGGCUGAUGACAUCAGUCUUCUUUACCAUCAUUUCAUUGAAUCCUCAAAGUUCGCAUAUGCUGCUCGUAGUUGGCUCGGGGACCCAGCGUUUGUUCACAAUGCAACUGACACAGCGCGCAAUAUAACGACCAAGGAAUGGGCGGAAUGGGUGAGGCACUGUUUCAGGUCUUUGAUAACUGAAGAAGCACAUUCGGAUGAUUACUAUGGUGGUUCUUUUCUGACACCCCCUCAAGAUCAUGGCACGACUCACAUCUCCGUGAUUGAUAGCCAAGGAAAUGCCGUGGCGGUCACUUCAACUAUAAAUCUUUACCUUGGUGCAGCAGUGACUUCACCUUCGACAGGAAUACUUUGGAAUGAUGAGAUGGAUGACUUUUCCUCACCCGGUCGUCCCAACUUUUUUGGAUUUCCGCCCUCGCCUGCGAACUUUAUACGACCUGGAAAAAGGCCGAUGAGCAGUCAGAGUCCCAUUAUCAUCUUUGAUACAAAUCCUGAUAAGAAAGGGGCACAAGUUUUGGCUGUUGGCGGAGCUGGUGGCUCCACGAUCAUCAGUGGUGUAGCUGGAGUUGCUUUCCACAAUCUUUGGCUAAAAGCAAAUGUGAAACAGGCUAUUGAUGCACCUCGCCUCCAUAACCAACUUUACCCAAAUGUUACUCAAUAUGAGUCAAACUUCCCAAAGGAGUAUAUAGCUGAAUUAUCUGCACGUGGCCACAACAUGCAAAAAGCAAACAAUCUCACAGUGGUGACUGCUGUCGAAAAAGCUCCUGAUGGGCAGAUUUAUGCGAACAGUGAUUUUCGGAAAGGUGAAGAAAGUGCACCUGCUGGCUAUUAA